CUUUCGGCAAAGUUAAAAUUCACAGACAGAGACAGAAGCUCAAAGAGAAAUGAAAGUUGUGAAAACCAGAAAUCUACACAUACUACACUAACAUUUCUUUAAUCUUUCCUUCAAAUCACACAAAAUAUCAUAUCCUUUCUAACAAAAUGCAACAACAAUGACACCCCAAAAUCCAACCCAUCAUCAAACUACUCCAAAUGUUACCCAAAAAACUGACCCCAAAAUCCCUCUUAAAAUUCCUCAAAUCUUCAAAAAACACAAACACAUCACUUUCCUUAUUCGACAUAGCUUCACAACACCCAAAUUACACACACGACUCAAUCACAUUCCAUCACAUUCUCAAAAAACUCGGGUCAUCACCCGACCCGAAAUACAUCCCACACAUGACCCGAAUUGUAAAUAUGAUUCAAACCCAAAAAACAAUAUGCACUGAAGAUGUAGCAUUAACUGUAAUAAAAGGUUAUGCUAAGUAUUUAAUGGUUGAUAAAGCUAUGUAUGUUUUUCAAAAUAUGAAUGAAAUUUUUGGUUGUAAACCUGGUGUUAGGUCAUUUAAUACAUUGUUUAAUGCUUUUGUUGUUUCUGGUCAGUUUAACAAAGCUGAGUUGUUUUUUAAGUAUUUUAGGAUAAUGGGUGUGUCUCCAAAUUUGGAAAGUUGGAAUAUUUUGAUUAAAUUUGAGUGUAAAAAAAGGCGGUUCGAUAAGGCGAAAGCGUUGUUGGAUUGGAUGUGGGAGAGUGAUUUGAAGCCUGAUGUGUUUAGUUAUGGAACUUUGAUUAAUGGGUUUGCGAAAAGCGGAUGUUUGGGUGAUGCGUUAAAGGUGUUCGAUGAAAUGUCUGAGAGAGGAUUGUGUCCGGAUGUGACGUGUUAUAAUAUUUUAAUCGAUGGGUUCUUGAGAAACGGUGAUUUUGAUAGAGGGAAGGAGAUUUGGGAAAGGUUGGUAAAGGGGUCGAGUGUUUAUCCGAAUGUGGUUAGUUAUAAUGUGAUGAUUGAUGGAUUGUGUAGGUGUGGUAAGUUUAAUGAGGGAUUGGAACUUUGGGAUAGGAUGAAGAAAAAUGCGCAAAAAAUGGACUUGUUUACGUGUAGUAUGUUGAUUCAUGGUUUGUGUGAAUUGGGGAAUGUUAACGGGGCUGAGAGAAUUUUUAAUGAAAUGAUUGAGACUGGACUAUCGCCUGAUGUUGUGGUGUAUGGUGCUUUGCUUAAUGGUUAUUGUAAGGUUGGUGAGAUUAAAAAGUGUUUUGACUUGUGGGAGUUGAUGGGGAAGGAAGAUUGUCGAAGCGUUAGUAGUUAUAAUAUAUUGAUGAGAGGUUUGUUUGAGAAUCGAAUGGUGGAUGAAGCGAUUUCUAUUUGGAAACUUAUGAAUGAGAACGGUGUUGUUGCUGAUUCAACGUCUUACGGAAUUCUAAUUCAUGGGUUGUGUAAGAACGGGUAUCUGAACAAGGCUUUGAAGGUCUUGCAAGCAGAAAAUGAAAUGGAUUCAUAUGCAUACUCAUCUAUUGUUAAAGGGUUGUGCGUAGAAGGAAGAUUGGAUGAAGCUACUGCUAUUUUUGGUUUGAUGGCUAAACAGGGAUGUAAACCAAGUUCUCAUGUUUGCAAUGCGUUAAUCAAUGGAUUUAUCAAAGCAUCUAAAAUUCAGGACGCGCUUAGAUUUUUUGGUGAAAUGAGUAGUCGGAAUUGUUCGCCAACAGUAGUAACAUAUAAUGUCCUGAUAGAUGGGUUAUGCAAAGCUGAAAGAUUUGGUGACGCGUAUAAGCUUGUGGAGGACAUGCUGCAGAAAGGGUGGACGCCGGAUAUGAUAACGUAUAGCUUGUUGAUGGAUGGCCUUUGCCAAAGCAAAAAGGUUGACCUGGCACUGAAGUUAUUGAGUCAAAUUGUUAAUAAGGGAUUCAAGCCUGAUGUGACCAUGGUUAACAUUAUAAUUCACGGCCUUUGCUCUGCUGGAAACCUUGAGAAUGCGUUGCAGCUCUUUUUGAGCAUGAGCCAAUGGGAAUGUCGCCCGAAUCUUGUUACGUAUAACACCCUUAUGGAGGGAUUUUAUAAAGCUAGAGACUGCAAAAAUGCUUCAGCAGUUUGGGCUCUGAUUUUAAGAUGCGGGUUUCGACCAGAUAUUAUUUCUUAUAAUAUUACUCUUAAGGGGCUUUGUUCUUGCCAUAGAAUGUCAGAUGCCAUAUUAUUCUUUAACGAUGCCCUUAAUAGAAAAAUCUGUCCAACAAAAAUUACAUGGAAUAUACUUGUCAGAGCAGUUAUUUAUGGCUGAACUCUAACACGGUUUCAUAAAGUACACACCCGGUGGGUUUCAGAUACCAAUUUCUACAGCGAGCAGGAAGUUCAACUCCAAUUAGUUAAAAUACACUUAUCUGAUCUCUAAGUUCAUUGGUUUCAAUCACCCACUUUAAAUUAUCAGUUGCAGGGAUGAGAUUAUUGUUCCCACUAUCAAGGCAAGUUUGUCGGACCUUUAUACAGUAAUUCUUGUUUUAAGUU
Molecule: messenger RNA, 2476 nt
Organism: Lycium ferocissimum
Lineage: Eukaryota; Viridiplantae; Streptophyta; Magnoliopsida; Solanales; Solanaceae
Product: pentatricopeptide repeat-containing protein At3g09060
Exons: 2
Coding region: 198-2252 (684 amino acids)
Molecular function (GO): protein binding
Source: RefSeq, a predicted model, not a curated record